AUGGCUGCUUCUCUGAGACAGAGGCUUCUGCGUGUGCUGUGUUGCGGGGCGCCUCCCCGGGCGUCCUCCGGGGGCGACCCGGGUCACGGGGGCGGCGCGGAGGCCGAGGAAGCGCUCCUGAUGGAGGGAUUUCUGUGGUGGUUCAUCAUACACAACAAUCAGCUUCUCUACAAGAAGAGGUUUAAGCGUGACUUCACGGUACUGGCGGAAGACCUGCAGCGCUGUUCGGUCCAGAGCUGUGAGGACGCCGGGCGACGCUUCUGCUUCCGUGUGGUCACCCCCACAAGGAGCUGUACGUUCCAGGCCGACUGUGAGGCAGGUAGACGGGCGUGGAUCAGCGCCAUUCAGAACCUGACUGAGAGAGAAGAAGAAACAGUCGAGAGCGAGGUGUUAUUUACCACAUUAAUGCUGUGCUUCCACACCAGCACAUUUCCUCUACAUAGGGAUGGCAGCUUAGAGGUACUGCAUGCCGUGCCUGUGUGA
Messenger RNA from Trichomycterus rosablanca, 483 nucleotides. Its product is annotated as arf-GAP with coiled-coil, ANK repeat and PH domain-containing protein 2-like. NCBI's taxonomy places the organism in Eukaryota, Metazoa, Chordata, Actinopteri, Siluriformes, Trichomycteridae. The record is from RefSeq and is a predicted model, not a curated record. The coding region runs from base 1 to 483 and encodes 160 amino acids. Gene Ontology annotation, molecular function: GTPase activator activity. The transcript is spliced from 5 exons.